Nannospalax galili (Upper Galilee mountains blind mole rat) is the source of this 2521-nucleotide messenger RNA. RefSeq names its product chromosome unknown C15orf41 homolog (gene Cdin1). Gene Ontology annotation, cellular component: cytoplasm; nucleus. Bases 609 to 1160 code for a protein of 183 amino acids. NCBI's taxonomy places the organism in Eukaryota, Metazoa, Chordata, Mammalia, Rodentia, Spalacidae. The record is from RefSeq and is a predicted model, not a curated record. The transcript is spliced from 11 exons. Gene Ontology annotation, biological process: erythrocyte differentiation.
GUGACUCAUUUCUAUGCAUAUUUAUUGGGUGUCCAGUAUUUUGGUUCAGAGAGAUAAUUUCUUGAGGUGUAGGGAGGUGAAACCGUCAUUCUUCACUGCCAGCUGUUUCACAACACUGCUGUACAGGGAGAGGCUGAAGUUGGAGCAGUUUCCCAACAAACGCCAAACUCGUUACAGCGAUCCUAGUGGAUUUCGCUGCUCGGCUUCUGUUCACGCGAAGGCCUGUUUCUCUGCUGAGAUAAUCGGGCGUGCCAGGAAACAAAUUCAAAUCCCGCGCUCCAGCACUGGACUUCCGGGGCUCCAGCUGAUGGCUGGUGGGACAUCUGAGAGACCUGUCCUCUGAUCUGUGCAACAGGCCUCCCUGGCUUUUUAAACUGGCAGUGUGGAUUCCGUGAGCAUCUGUGUUCGAACUCAGUCAAUCGCAGGCUACUCUGCUGAGCAUCUUCUCCCAGGAGUACCAGAAACAUAUUAAGAGAACACAUGCCAAACAUCACACUCCAGAAGCGAUUGAAAGUUACUACCAAAGGUACCUGAAUGGAGUGGGGAAAAAUGGAGCUGCCCCAGUGCUCCUGGAACUGGCCAAUGAGGUAGACUAUGCACCUUCAUUAAUGGCUCGGAUUAUACUGGAGAGAUUUCUACAGGAACAUGGGCAAACUCCACCCUCCAAGUCUGUUAUAAAUAGUAUGCUGCGGGACCCUUCUCAGAUUCCAGAUGGAGUUCUCGCAAAUCAGGUCUAUCAGUGCAUUGUGAAUGACUGCUGUUAUGGACCGCUGGUGGACUGCAUCAAACAUGCUAUUGGUUAUGAGCAUGAAGUCCUGCUGAGAGGUCUGCUUCUAGAGAAAAACCUGUCCUUCCUGGAUGAAGAUCAGCUCCGUGCAAAGGGCUAUGACAAAACACCAGACUUCAUUUUACAAGUACCAGUUGCUGUGGAAGGGCACAUAAUUCACUGGAUUGAAAGCAAAGCCUCAUUUGGUGAUGAAUGUAGCCACCACGCCUACCUGCAUGGCCAGUUCUGGAGCUACUGGAAUAGGUUCGGUCCAGGCUUGGUCAUCUAUUGGUAUGGGUUUAUCCAGGAGCUGGACUGCCACCGGGAGAGGGGCAUCCUGCUCAAAGCCUGUUUCCCCACAGACAUCGUCACCUUAUGCCAUAGCACAGCUUGACCCUGAAGAUCCUGGAAGAGAAGCUGGAGGAAGAGGCGAAUCCGGAAGCAAUUUGACUUUCCUGCAGUGUAAACUCCUGGCAACAUCUUCCCUGAACUUCAGCUGAACCCUUGCUGCUGCGGUCACAGCCUUACCUCUCUAGACAAACAUAUCAAGAGUUUCUGUUUUCCUUCAUCCCUUGCUGAUGUGAACAGCCAAGAACUACAGACACAACCCACUCAUUAUCAGCAUUUCUGUCUCUGUCAAGCAGUUAGUUUAUAGAUAGUCAUAAUCUUUCUUCCUUCCGGAUGGUUUCUCCUUGUAUAUUGAACAAAAGAAAAAAAUGUGGAGACUGAAAGGUAUGAUUUUUCAAUUCUCCUCCCUGUUAUCAAAUCACCCCCUUAGUUUUUUUCUAAACCUCCAUUCAUUCUCCCUUCCUCCUCCUUUCUCUUCAUGGGCACUCGGGUACCAAGUGUUGCAUUACAUUACCUUCAUGGGAUAGCCUAGCACAAACUUAGAAAAGCUGGAGACAGGAAGUGGAAAUUGAACGUUCCCUCUCAACAGUGGGACUCUGUGGACCUGGGUGGAAGCUUCUAUAGUCUCCUGAUUUCUGUGGCAUUCAGCCAAGCUGCAAAAAUCCCCUUGGUGGGAAUUUCUUUUUUCAUAAUGCUUAUUUGAACAUCAAGCAUUUUACAUUAAUCUCAUCUUAAAGUAUGAGUUAGGUUGUGUCUGGAAGACCAUGCUUCUUUGGCUCGGGGCUGAGAGAAAGGAUGCUAACUUGGGCUAUGUUGUCCAGUGUGGACCAUGCUACCUGCUGGUACAAUGCUACCCAAUGUUUUUAUGAAAUUUUUUUAAAAUCACAUUCAUAAAUACUGCUUUGUGUCUGUAUUUUAUACCACAUAAUUGUAUACCACUCAAUUUAGGCAUUAAAAAUAGCUUUGAAUGAAUUAAGUGUACCAGAAAUAAAUUUAGAGUGGUUUUUAAAUAAAGCAAAAUAAAAGAGAUUUUUGUAUUUAUUCACUUUAAUUUAUUUACUUUUAUGUACUGCAGACCAGACUUCAGUGUGUAGUAAAAUAUCAGUAAAAUAAUUAUAAACUUAUCUUUUGGGAAAUUAAAAAGUGUAUCUAAAAAAAGUGAUUAGUAGAAAAAAAAUUUGCCCUCAUAUGCUUUUAAAAUGUAGGUUUUGUAAUGUUGAAUGGUUUUGGAAAUAUUAAUUAAAAUAUAAUGUUUGGAAACAUCUUAAGUCAUAAAAUGAUUCUUUUUGUACCUGGAAAGUACAAAACACAGCCUGUUGCUUUCCUACUGAAUGACAAAAACAUGGCAGGUCCAAGAUGGGAUUUCUGACUUUCCAGUAAGACUGCAUUAAAUGACAGGAGAUGUGA